AUGAAAUUCACUCUCACCAGCUCCGCAAUCCUCUUGGCCACCGCAGCCCUGGCCUCACCCGGCGGACAGUCCAUCGUCAACGCCAUGAACAACGGUAGCACUGCAGCCGUUUCCACUGCCACCGGCCAAACAGUCUCCGCCAGCAAAAAUUCCACCCGGGCGACUGACCAAGUCACCCUCACCGGCACUGUCGGCCAAGCCGCCACCACUCAGACAACCAGUUUGACCAGUACGGCCUCAACCGGCAGCUCUGCCAGCGCUGCAACUGAGACAGUUUCCAACACUUCUUCCUCCACUACGAACGGUGGGCUCGCUCGUCCUACCGCUAUUGGAGCUGCUGUUGCUGGUAUAGCCGGCGCCCUCGGUGUUAUGGUUGCUCUGUAA
This is a messenger RNA of Penicillium argentinense, 384 nucleotides long. RefSeq lists its product as uncharacterized. Bases 1 to 384 code for a protein of 127 amino acids. NCBI's taxonomy places the organism in Eukaryota, Fungi, Ascomycota, Eurotiomycetes, Eurotiales, Aspergillaceae. The record is from RefSeq and is a predicted model, not a curated record. The transcript has a single exon.